GGCGGCAGCGGCCCCCGGUGCGUGGCCUCCGUCAGCAGCCUUCUGCCUUGUCCUCCGCGUUCCCCCGGGGACGGCUUCAGGAGAGCCUCCCCUCGUCGUCCCCCCCCGUUUUCUUCCUUUCCGCUUGCUUGCGUGUGAGGUAAACUCGGCGUGUGGUGCCUACGCUGCCGUUGCGUUUCAGGUGAGGGAGGGGGGGAAGAAGAAAGAGAGCGGGGAGGCACUCACUCCCCCUCCCUCCUCAGCGCCUCUCCGGCGGCCCUGGGCGCGAAACCCCGCCGCUCCCUUUGCUUCUAUUCUCCCGGCGAAGUAAAACAGCCCCAUUCCCAAAAUGGGCUGCACGCUGAGCGCCGAGGACAAGGCAGCGGUGGAGAGGAGCAAGAUGAUCGACAGGAACCUGCGGGAGGAUGGCGAGAAGGCGGCCAGGGAGGUCAAGCUGCUCCUCUUAGGAGCUGGUGAAUCAGGGAAAAGCACAAUUGUCAAACAAAUGAAGAUUAUCCAUGAAGCUGGUUAUUCAGAGGAAGAAUGUAAACAGUACAAAGCUGUUGUCUACAGUAACACCAUUCAGUCCAUUAUUGCUAUCAUUAGAGCAAUGGGGAGGUUGAAGAUAGACUUUGGUGAUCCAACCAGGGCUGAUGAUGCUCGGCAACUCUUUGUGUUAGCUGGAGCAGCAGAAGAAGGAUUUAUGACUGCAGAGCUUGCUGGAGUUAUCAAGAGACUGUGGAAAGACAGUGGAGUUCAAGCUUGUUUCAAUAGAUCUAGAGAAUACCAGCUUAAUGACUCCGCUGCGUAUUACUUGAAUGACUUGGACAGGAUAGCACAAACCAGCUACAUUCCAACCCAACAGGACGUUCUCAGGACUAGAGUGAAAACUACAGGAAUAGUGGAAACUCACUUUACUUUCAAAGAUCUUCAUUUUAAAAUGUUUGAUGUUGGAGGCCAAAGAUCAGAGCGGAAGAAGUGGAUUCAUUGUUUUGAGGGUGUUACAGCAAUUAUUUUUUGUGUGGCAUUAAGCGAUUAUGACUUGGUCUUGGCUGAAGAUGAGGAAAUGAAUCGGAUGCAUGAAAGCAUGAAAUUGUUUGACAGUAUCUGCAACAAUAAAUGGUUCACAGACACUUCUAUUAUUCUCUUCCUGAACAAGAAAGAUCUUUUUGAAGAAAAAAUCAAAAGGAGUCCCCUCACUAUUUGCUACCCUGAAUAUGCAGGAUCUAACACUUACGAAGAAGCAGCUGCUUAUAUUCAGUGUCAAUUUGAAGAUCUGAACAAAAGAAAAGACACGAAGGAAAUCUACACUCACUUCACAUGUGCCACAGACACAAAAAAUGUGCAGUUUGUUUUUGAUGCUGUAACUGAUGUCAUUAUUAAAAAUAACCUUAAAGACUGUGGCCUCUUCUGAGAACAGACAAAAGGUUGUUAAAUGGUAAAUUACAUGCCUGAAAACAGGACUUAGGCAAUUGGAAUAUGCCCAUGCUGUGUAAAACCUUCAUAGACAUACUUAAUUCUCUUUUAUUUUAUUUCUAGGUUUGGAGAAUGACUUCGCACAAUUCUAAUCUGAUUCUUUUCAAGGUGAAAGAAAUACAAAAUACAUUGUGCUGAAUGAUAGAUCAGUACUGUACUUGCCUGUUUUAACAGCUUUAUUUAUGUUUGUCUUGUAAAUUUCAGUAAUUAGUUAACACUGAGAUGUCAGUUGAUUGUAUGUAAACUUAUAAUUGUAGUAAUGUAUUUGUAUAAACGUUGAAUGGAAUAUUUUAGUAACUUGAUGUCCUCUAAAAUUUCCAUGUUUUAUGAAGAUACUCUUAGAGGAGACAGACACUUUUUGCCUUUGGAUUAUUUAAACAUCUUGUAAAAUUAAAUUUUCUUUUCAUCUUAAGGGUGCAUGCUGCCUUAUUCUUUACUUUUGUUGGUAAUACUGUAUAUGGUGUUAGCUUUUUUGAUAUUUAAACAGCCUCAUACACCUGCUCAGACUUAAAGAAACAUAACCAAUAAAACUUGUUUUUUGCCUUAAGUUUUGAAAAGAUCUUUUUAUAAAUUUAAGAUAAAUGCAAAGAUUAUUUUUAAAAUUUAAAUGAAAUCCAGCAUUUAUGAAAUCUGGGCUUGCAGUCUUUGCAGUGCAAAUGUGGCAACACUGAGAAAUUAAAUUUUAAGGUUCAAAUAUCAUUGAAGCUGAUGGAAAUGCAAAAAGGAAGUUGUUAAAACCAUUCAUAUCAAUAAAAAAAAAGUUUGAAACUGU
Molecule: messenger RNA, 2227 nt
Organism: Gavia stellata (red-throated loon)
Lineage: Eukaryota; Metazoa; Chordata; Aves; Gaviiformes; Gaviidae
Gene: GNAI1
Product: G protein subunit alpha i1
Exons: 8
Coding region: 329-1393 (354 amino acids)
Biological process (GO): adenylate cyclase-modulating G protein-coupled receptor signaling pathway
Cellular component (GO): heterotrimeric G-protein complex
Molecular function (GO): GTP binding; G protein-coupled serotonin receptor binding; G-protein beta/gamma-subunit complex binding
Source: RefSeq, a predicted model, not a curated record